AGGCAGCAAGGCGGCAGGUGAAGGUUGAGUAUCGCACUGCACUCACCUGCACCUGGCUCACCCACGACCUUCCCCCCCAGGUAACCCCAGGUGGUAACAGCCAAGCCUAAGGUAAGGUUCAGCCGGUAUGGUCCUCUGGGCACUCCACCUGGUGAGUCUGCAGAAGAAGCUGAAGCAGAAGAAAGGUGAAGUGGUCGCAGCAGCAGCAGCAGCAGCAGCAGGGCAGCAGCAGCAGCAGCAGCAGCAGCAGCAGCAGCAGCAGCAGCAGCAGGGCAGCAGCAGCAGCAGCAGCAGCAGCAGCAGCAGCAGCAGCAGCAGCAGCAGGGCAGCAGCAGCAGCAGCAGCAGCAGCAGGGCAGCAGCAGCAGCAGCAGCAGCGGCAGCAGCAGCAGCAGCAGCAGCAGCAGCAGCAGCAGCAGCAGCAGCAGCAGGGCAGCAGCAGGGCAGCAGCAGCAGCAGCAGCAGCAGCAGCAGCAGCAGCAGCAGCAGCAGCAGCAGCAGCAGCAGCAGGCAGCAGCAGCAGCAGCAGCAGCAGCAGCAGGGCAGCAGCAGCAGCAGGGCAGCAGCAGCAGCAGGGCAGCAGCACACCAAGUCCGCGCAUGCAGGGAUCAGCACACGCGAAAGAUAAGUCUCCCCACCCUCACUUGCCAUUGCCUCGCCAGUAUUAGUUCACACCCAUCUGCUCUUCACUGCUGCUCCUUGCCACUGCCACUGCUACCAUGGCACGUGGCUCACCAAGGGGACCCUCCCCCCAGGUAAAACAUAAGGUACUUUUAAACCCCAGGUGGUGAGGUAGGGUAAGGUUCAGCUUGGUACAGUCCUCUGGGCACUCCACUUGGCGGGUGUGCAGCAGUGGGCGAGCGAUGAGGGGCAGCAGAGUGGCAGCAGCGCGCCCAAGGCCCAGCCGCGAGGCAGCAAGGCGGUAGGUGAAGGUUGAGUAUCGCACUGCACUCACCUGCACCUGGCUGGCUCACCCGAGGACCUUCCCCCCCAGGUAACCCCAGGUGGUAACAGCCAAGCCCAAGGUAAGGUUCAGCCGGUAUGGUCCUCUGGGUGAGCCGCUCACUGCAGCAUCACAUGCACCCCCUGUACCCACCCACCCUGCUCGUGAACUUUCUGCAUCAGUCGCUUGUCUUGUGCUGCCACUUAUCGCCUCCCCCACGGCCCCUUUCUCGCCCCGCCCCUCUCUCCCAGGCCAUCCCCUUGGCGAGUGCGCUGCACACGGCGAGCGAUGAGGGGCGGCAGAGUGGCAGAGGCGGCAGCGAGCAGCACGGCCAAGCUGCCUGCAGUGGGGGGGGAGGAGCUUGGAGGCAGCACGGCACGCAACAGGGUGCAGCAGAGGGAGAGUAUGGUUUGGGUUUCAGCCACACAUGGUGAGCUCUGACUUGGAUUCUGCUGCAUUCCUUCCUGCUCCCGUCCCUUGUAGCGCGGCCCUCCUGCCAUGGUUUCGUUUUUAGCACGUCCCUCCCUCUGAUUGCUGCACUGACCUCCACUCGCUCUUCCCUCCCCCCCCUCCUCCCCCUUCCCCCUUCCCUUUCCCCCGUCCGUGCAGGUGCCUGCGUCAGGGUGGGAGGAGCAAGGCAGCAGGGCAAGCGACUGGGGUGUGCAGAGGGAGAGUGGCGCAUGCAGCCUUUGGGGUCCGGCCAAGCAUGGUGAGCCUCUCCUUUCACUCUCGCGUUUUCUCGUCCGUUCCCUUGUAGCCGGCAAGCCUUGCUGCAUCCCGUGCUUCCUCUUUUACUCUACUUUUCCCCGCUUGCUAUUUUCCCCGCUUGCUAUUUUCCCCGCUUGCUAUUUUCCCCGCUUGCUAUUUUCCCC
Molecule: messenger RNA, 1814 nt
Organism: Closterium sp. NIES-67
Lineage: Eukaryota; Viridiplantae; Streptophyta; Zygnematophyceae; Desmidiales; Closteriaceae
Source: the annotation of a GenBank genome assembly